CCCUGCUGAGGGUGCACAGCCAUAAAAGGGUGACCAGCAGCACCUUGGGCUCACCAAACCCUGGAGCUGCCACUGCCAGAAUGAAACUCCUCUCGCUGCUCCUCUUCUUGCUAGGACUGGCCCUUGCCAGCUGCAACUUGGCCCAGUUUGCAGUGAUGAUUAAGCAGAAGACCGGGAAAUCGCCGCUAGCUUACAACGGAUACGGCUGCUACUGCGGCUGGGGGGGGUCCAAACAGCCCCUGGAUGCCACCGACAGGUGCUGCCACGCCCAUGACUGCUGCUACAAGAAAUUGGUCGCCUCCGGCUGCAGCCCCAAAACGGCCACGUACAAAUACGUCUUCCGAGGAAACCAAAUAACCUGCGGAAACGGGAACUCAUGCCAAAAACGGACCUGUGCGUGCGACAAGAAGGCAGUGGAGUGCUUCCAGAGGGCAGCCAGCUCCUACCGCAAAUCCUACAACAACUACCCCAAAUCCAAGUGCAAGGGCCGAACACCCUCCUGCUGAACACUCCUGCCAGGCUGGGGCUCCAAACCUGCCAGAAACCAUCAGAGCUGCGGGGUUCUGCCUUCCCUGUGGCCAGGCAGGACACGGCACAGCCCUGUGGCACUGAAAAAGCAUCCAGCACCUUU
Molecule: messenger RNA, 631 nt
Organism: Vidua chalybeata
Lineage: Eukaryota; Metazoa; Chordata; Aves; Passeriformes; Viduidae
Product: basic phospholipase A2 caudoxin-like
Exons: 4
Coding region: 81-506 (141 amino acids)
Biological process (GO): phospholipid metabolic process; lipid catabolic process; negative regulation of T cell proliferation
Molecular function (GO): calcium ion binding; phospholipid binding
Source: RefSeq, a predicted model, not a curated record